Molecule: messenger RNA, 2229 nt
Organism: Canis lupus familiaris (dog)
Lineage: Eukaryota; Metazoa; Chordata; Mammalia; Carnivora; Canidae
Gene: UBE2QL1
Product: ubiquitin conjugating enzyme E2 Q family like 1
Exons: 2
Coding region: 74-1018 (314 amino acids)
Source: RefSeq, a predicted model, not a curated record
CCCGCGCGCCCCGCGCCCCCCGCGCCCCGGGGGCAGGAGCCGAGGGGAGCCCCCCGCCGGCGCCGAGCCUAAGAUGGCCACGCUGCUCCGCAAAAUCGGGCUCAUCCGCCUGCACAACCGGGACACCGAGGACCCCAAGCACCACCACAACCACCGCGGCGGCGGCCAGCAGAGCGCGUCGCUGCGCGGCAAGGGCGGCGCCAAGAGCGGCGGCCACAAGCAGCCCCCGCCGCCGCCGCCGCCGCCGCAGCCGCCCCAGCCCCCCGGGGGCGCGGGCGACGCCAGCCCCGGGCCCGGCAAGGGCAAGGGCAAGCGCGCGGCGGAGCUGGCCCCGCGCGACAAGCCUCCGCAGCCGGGCGCGGGCGCGGCGGGGGCGGCGGGCGCCGGGGGCUCCCGGGAGCGGGCGGCGGGCGCCAGGGCGGGGCCGGGCCCGGCGGCGGCGGCGGCGGCGGCGGCGGCGGCGGCGGGGGGCGGCAGCCUGGUGCCCGCGGCGCGCCAGCAGCACUGCACGCAGGUGCGCAGCCGGCGGCUCAUGAAGGAGCUGCAGGACAUCGCGCGCCUCAGCGACCGCUUCAUCUCCGUGGAGCUGGUGGACGAGAGCCUCUUCGACUGGAACGUGAAGCUGCACCAGGUGGACAAGGACUCGGUGCUGUGGCAGGACAUGAAGGAGACCAACACCGAGUUCAUCCUGCUCAACCUCACCUUCCCCGACAACUUCCCCUUCUCGCCGCCCUUCAUGCGGGUGCUCAGCCCGCGCCUGGAGAACGGCUACGUGCUGGACGGCGGCGCCAUCUGCAUGGAGCUGCUCACGCCGCGCGGCUGGUCCAGCGCCUACACCGUGGAGGCCGUCAUGCGCCAGUUCGCCGCCAGCCUGGUCAAGGGCCAGGGGCGGAUCUGUAGAAAGGCCGGCAAAUCCAAAAAGUCCUUCAGCCGCAAGGAAGCCGAAGCUACCUUUAAGAGUUUGGUGAAGACGCAUGAAAAGUACGGCUGGGUCACCCCGCCUGUGUCUGAUGGCUGAUGUCCUUGACGUGCGGGAGACGCUCCAGCCACCUGUCCACACACACGAGUUCCCGACAUCUCCUCCUCAACGCCGAGCAUCCUCACCCUUUUCUACUCCAGCCGGAACUGAAUCCUGAAUGCCAAGGAGACGUUUAAGUUAUUUAUGAACAGAUGUGUUUACAGGGAGAACGAGGGAGCGAACGCUGUUCGGGAUUAGGUUUCGAUGGUAAAUGAGUGGCCAUCUCGAAGUCACCUUAGAACCCAUGUGGAGCUGGUGACGUUCCCCAGCCCGCCCGCCCCUCCGCCCGCCCCCUCACACCGCCCUUGGCUUCUUCCCAGACAGCAGCUCCAAAGAGCAGACAGGAGACCAGCGCCUACUGCUCCACCCACCUCACGCCCAUGGCACCGCUCACAUUCGCUAGGAACGCCCUGCAUCGCUGUGCUCUGUGUCUCUGUUUCUCUCCCUGGCAGGUCAGCGUAACUCGGAGACGUGUCCUUCCGUGGCCCCGUGUGACGACAUGUAGACUUCAUUUGUGUCCUGGCCUCUGGCUCCUGAAAAAAAUUUCUCAUUGCCAGGUUCUAGUGACUUAAAACUACAACUGCCCACUGGGUGAAAACGUGCGCUCUCUGCUGAUGCUGUGGUGUGCGGCUGUCCCCAGAUAACCCGGUGCCCGGGGACAAAAGGCAGGGCCGCUGUGGCCGCCGUGGACAUGCAGCCGUGCGGACGCGGGGCGUGCUCCCGACGCGCCGGCAGUGGGACAGCCCCCUCGGUACUCUGAAACGCUCCUACGACACCGCAUUCGUGUUCCUGUCUUCUCCCAGCUGGUCAACCCACCACCCAGAGCAAGAGACGAUUUCCCAUUCCCUGAAGUCAGCUGACUCAUCCUAUUCACGUGCUAGUGACAGGGAAUGCCAGAACUGCCAACGGAUCCCAAGUGACGGUACGAGGACUUGCAUGACCGGGUCUAUUCCCUCACCCUCCUGUCACUUGUGUGUCCCGGGGGGGCCGGGCUGCGUGAUGCGUGAGCACCCUCGCUGUGAUAUAAACUCCCCGUUAUUCCAUCUCCCACACUUUCAUUUUUCUCUUCUGUUAAGUUACUUAGAACUUUCUAAGAAACUCCAUGAAGUGAGGAAACACUGUUUAUAAUAAUACGUGGGAAAGAGGUAAAAUGUUCAUCCCAGGUGGAAAAUCUUAUUGGACACAUUUUAAAUAAAAUCAUGCAUACCUGA